This is a messenger RNA of Phytophthora megakarya, 2439 nucleotides long. The record is from the annotation of a GenBank genome assembly. NCBI's taxonomy places the organism in Eukaryota, Oomycota, Peronosporomycetes, Peronosporales, Peronosporaceae.
AUGGUGAAGGUGGCUACCCAAGUGCGGAUCAAACAAGUGUUGGAGGCAGAGAACGUGGAUCCAGGAUCCCCGGAAGAUCAUGUGGUCGACCACCGAAAGACAUUGGAUCUGGAGGCGUCGGAUCUCACUGAGGUGGAUCCGCGUUGGAUCCAUGCCCAUCGGUCCUUCAAUGUACUUAAAGCCAAGAUCGCUACUACUCCGAUCUUACGGCACUUUGAUCCAGAUCGGAGAGCCACGGUCGUGGUGUAUACUAGAGAUUGGGCCAUUUCGGGACCGUUGAUGCAGGAAUACGACCAGAUCCACUACCCCUUGAUGUUUGCGAGCCGCACUCUGAAGUCGAAUGAGCUAAAUUAUAGCAUCGCAAAGAAAGAGGUAUUAGCCCUUCUGAGGAUCCUGGAUCUUAACUAUAAUGCGCAGGUCGGGCGUCCGAUCCGUGUGUUGACCCGACACUCUUCUUUGUCGUGGCUCUUCAGAUCCAAAGCCUUGCAGCGACGUUUAGGUCAGUGGGCUGCUCUACUGUCGCCAUGGACUCUCGAGAUCACCGAGUGCACCAAAGGGGAAGAUGAGAUCCUGGGAGCAUUGGCGGCGAGCAUUACGCCUAGAUCACAGGUGGAUAAGGCGCUGAUCUCGAUUGCCCCUAAGAAGGAGCCACGGCGCAAGAUCCAAGCUCCGAUCUCCACUAUUAGACGCGACGAUGCCCGUGUAAAGAGAGGUGGAGGCGCCUACAGCACGAUCCUGUGGAAAUUGCCUGAAUGGAGAGUGCUAAAGGCCAGGUCUGGCAACGCCGAAGGCCUAACAGUGAACGAAGCCGAAUAUCAUGAACUGUUGUUGUGUUUGGAUCUGUUGGAAGAUCUGGAUCCACGACGUCUAGUGAUCUGUGGGGACUCGAACCUGGUGAUCCGACAAGUACGAGGUGAGAUCGAUUGUAAGGCACCGGGUUUGACACUGCUGUACCAGCAGGCUCUGGAUCGACUACGUACUUGGCCAGAUCAUGAGCUGUUACAUGUUCAACGAGAUUGGAACGGGAGUGCGGACAGCUUAGCAAGCGCCGCUCUGCAGCGGCAAUGUGGGAUCGAGGUCGAGUCUGAAAAGGAGAUCCAGGAUCUAGUAACCUUGAACCGGUUGGAUGAGAUUGUGAUAGUGAAGAUCGAAGAUGAGAUCGCGCAGAUAUCUGCCGUAACGACUCGAUCUAAGGCUAGCUCUGGAGUGCGUACUGAACCUGAUCCAGACUCACUACGAGAGGAAGUUGUGAGAGAGCUGAGGAUCGAGCGGAUCCGGCAAGCACAAGAUGAAGAGUCGUGGAUCUUGGGUCUGAAGAAAUAUUUGGUUGGAGAGAUCCGGGAUCUGACACAAGAGGAUGCUAAGGUGUUUGGAUCAAUUGCCAUGAAUUACGAAGUGGAUCAGUCGGAUCUACUCUUCUACUGCCCGACAACUAAGGAGGCAGCUGCGGAUCGAGACAAGUUGAUGCGAUUGGUAAUACCUGAGACGCUUCAACAGGACAUUUUGCAUCGCUAUCAUACGAGUUUGCAGGGUGGGAUCGGUCGCACCUACGACCGGAUCCGUGAUCAUUUCCACUGGAAAGGGCUGUACAAGAAUGUACAGCGAUAUGUGGGAGAAUGUGCCGACUGCGAAACAGGCAAAGGACGACCCCAGAUCCAGGGUGAGUCACCUGGUAACCUUCAGGCGACAUAUCCGUUCCAGAUCAUUGUCAUGGAUCAUAUACCUUCAUUGCCUAGAUCCUUCAACGGCAACACCGAAUUGUUGAUCUUCGUGGAUCUAUUCUCGGGAUAUGUGAUCGCCAAAGCCAGCGCCUCUAGAUCCGCACAGACAAUCGCGGAGACCUACGAGGAGUGUGUCUUCCGCCGGUUUGGUGCGAGCGAGGUGAUCCGACACGAUCGGGAGCCAGGCUUUAUGUCUAAUUUCUUUAAGUCUUUCAACAAGAUCUUGGGGCAUGUGGAAGAUCUUGAUCAACGAAAUUGGGACGAGUAUGCUGAGCGUCUCACCUUCGCGAUCAACACUAUCUACUCUGGAGGCGGUGAUCCCGGUGGGGAGUACUCGCAGGCACGAUCAAUCUCCGAGAAGUACUACCAACAAGCUCGAGAACAAGUGUAUCAGCGUUUACGCGAAGCAAUGGUGGAUCGAGCCGACACCCAUAAUGAUCUGGUACAUCCGCACCUUGUGGAGGCUGGAUCAAGUGUCUGGUUGUACUUAGAUCGAAAGAUCGGAGAAUAUGCAGUGAGGUUGAAGAUUGCAGGAUCCACAUACAGCAUUUUCUCGGUGGUGCAUGUCUCGAAGAUCAAACUGGUCAAGAUAUUUCCAGAUCGACCAGUAGCUCGCCUAGAGGAGCCGGAUAGCGAUCGGGUGGAUUUCGAUGAAGCUCUCUUACCGGAAGAUAGUUGGAUCCAGGAUCGGGGUUCAGAUGAAUACGAAGUGUAUUGA